Messenger RNA from Chelonoidis abingdonii (Abingdon island giant tortoise), 4574 nucleotides. It is a transcript of the gene LASP1, whose product is annotated as LIM and SH3 protein 1. The record is from RefSeq and is a predicted model, not a curated record. Gene Ontology annotation, molecular function: actin filament binding. Gene Ontology annotation, cellular component: focal adhesion. Lineage: Eukaryota; Metazoa; Chordata; Testudines; Testudinidae.
CUGUGGAAUGGUGCCUGGGUGACCUCACCAAACCAUGCUAGCUAGGAAGGAGUUCUCAAUGCCCUCUGGCUGCCUAAGGCUGGGCAUUCCUCUGAGAGGAGGCUCCGUUUAAGUGAUGUUAUCUGCCAGCUUGGCUCAGAAGACUUGUGGCACAAUCUCUUGAGUUCUGGCAUAAAGCAUGUUUCCACUGCGAGACCUGCAAGAUGACCCUAAACAUGAAAAACUACAAGGGCUAUGAGAAGAAGCCGUAUUGCAAUGCACACUACCCGAAGCAGUCCUUCACCAUGGUGGCAGACACUCCGGAGAACCUGCGCCUAAAGCAGCAGAGCGAGCUUCAGAGCCAGAUUCGCUACAAGGAGGAUUUUGAGAAGAACAAAGGGAAGGGAUUCAGCGUGGUGGCUGACACCCCCGAGCUGCAGAGAAUCAAGAAGACUCAGGACCAGAUCAGCAACAUCAAGUACCAUGAAGAAUUUGAGAAGAGCAGGAUGGGCCCAAGUAGCGGCGAGGGUGGUGAUAUGGAACGCAGGAACUCCCAGGAUGGUGCCAAUUACAGGAGACCUGUGGAACAGCAUCAGCCGCCUCCUCAAGUCCAGCCCAGCAGCCCUGCCUACCAGCAGCAGCAGCCUCCAUCUCAGCCCUAUGGCUUCAAGGAGCCUGCAGCACCAGCCUCUACACAGCGUAAUGCCCCUUCAGGAGGAGGAGGAGGAAAGCGGUUCCGUGCAGUCUACGACUACAACGCUGCUGACGAAGACGAGGUCUCUUUCCAGGAUGGGGACACCAUCGUUAACGUGCAGCAGAUCGAUGAUGGCUGGAUGUACGGCACGGUCGAGCGCACAGGGGACACCGGCAUGCUCCCUGCCAACUACGUGGAGGCCAUCUGAGCUGUGGCCGAGGGGGUGUGGAGUGACACCUGAAGCAUCCAGCCCACCCGAGGUCCCCUCUCUCGCCCAGCAUUCCUUCUCUGCCACAUUCUGCCAUUACUCCAUCAGAGCUGCACCCCUGGCCCAUCCAUACUCUGCAGCGGGCUCUGGUUUCUCUUGCCAAUUUAGCUUUGUUUUGUAGCUAUUAUAACUCUGUUGGGACUAGGUGGGAAACCUUCUCCAGGGGCCACUCAGGCUGGCCCUAGCAUUGCAGCUUCCCUCCUCUAAUCUCUUCGCCCUUCACCUCCAUCUUUCUGAAGGGGUGGGGGCCUAGCUACCAGGCGCAUGCCCUGCAUCCCCAGGGAAGCAACUGGAAUCGCUGCCAUCCUGAGCUAAGAAAGGAUCCCAGCUGACCUGUUUGAUAGGACCAAACCCAUCCACCUCUGCUAGGGCCCAAGCCAGGCAGCUGGAGGGACAGUAAGGGACAAAUGACAAGGGGGUGUCUCCUUAACAGCAAGUUAGAGGAGGGGGUUAGUGGGGAUCCCCUUCUCUAGAGCCAUAAGUACCUCCCACCUGGAGGGAGGGCUUAGCUGGCAGCAGGGAAGCCUGCAGGGAUCUCGCAUUGGGCCAUCCCUAGUCGCCUCUCCCACCUCAUUGCCACCAUUAAAUGUUUCCAUUCAGUCUCUCUCCCUCCCCCUUCCACUCCUCAUUUUUUCACCAACUUAAACAAAAAAUAUUAGUUCCAAAGAAUCUAAGAUCAAUCGAUUAACCUUUUAAUCUUUUUUCGCUCUGUUCCUCUAGUGUUUUCCUUGACUUUUGGGCUGUGUCACUGCCUGCAGAGGUGCUGGGAUCCCCAGGAUCUGAGGGGGACUGAGGCAGAAGUGGCAGGCAGUGGGGCUUUGGGGCUGUGGUCCUUCGAACAGGGUAGGGCUCUUAAAAGCAGCAGCACAGGUCUGGCCAUGCCAUUUGAGCUCCCCUGGAUUGGGCCAUCUCAUCUCUGGGCCUUCUUGACGCUCUGUGGGGUGACUGCAGCUGCCCUGGGAGUGAGGAGUAGCCCAUGGGCUGCUUAUGGCUUAAGGCUGGAUGAGCUGCUUGUGUUUGAGAGCUAUGGGCAGAGGGUGACUCCCUGCCUCCCCCAUGGUCAUCCAGGAGUCCCCAUGGGGGGGGGUGAGGAGGAAAGCAAUACCCAGAACCUCCUCUAGAACCAAAUACCAUUCCAGCAGAGGGGAAUGGCCCAUGUGCAUAGAAGGGUUCUGUCUCACCUCGCUCAGCAGCUUUCAGCCAGGGUCACUGCUCACUCUCCCAUCCCUGCUGCUGGAUGAACUCCCUGUCUGCAUGGCCGUGUGGAGCAGGGUCUGGGGAGUGGUUCCUACUCUCUAGUGCCCCCUCACUACCCCCUGCCCCAUGGCUGUUUGGAGCCACUGACUGCUCAGUCUAGCUCUGCUUUUAUCCUAUGUCCAUGAACGAACUGAGCUGACCAUGGGAGAGAUUCUGCCAUGAGUGGCUGGUGGAGAUGUUGUGAAAAAGGCACAAGGUGCCUUGGGGUUUUGGGGGAGGGGGAGGGGGGCAAAGACCAGGGACUGGCUCUACCAAGUUCCACUUAGUUUCUGUUUUGCACUGGCAUGUGCCUUGCUCAGUAGAACAAACCUCCCCACAUAAGUCAGCCAACCCUCAGCUGGAAGGAGGCGAGGGAGCCAGCCAGUUCCAUCCGUGCCUUUCCCAGGGGCAGCAGGGCCAGUUCUAGUUCCAAUUCCAUUCCAUUUUGAGCUGGGAUGUUUGUUUACAGCCUUCUCUCCGUGGAAGGGAAGGGUCAGUGGCAAAGGGACCAGGAAGGGCAAUGAACAGAUACAUUCCACCCCCACCUUCGCUGCAUUCUCACUGGGUCCAGGCUGGUGGUAGACAUUCCAGGCUCCUGCUGGCUUGGAUCGCAUCAGGGACCAAAACUUCAAAGCACAUCCCCCAACCCAAGCCAAUGUUUUGGGCCCAGGGGCCACUAUAACUGGAAAUCUGUAUGCAGAGAAGACGGUGCUAUGUUGUCCUUGGUUAAGGAAGUUGGGCAUUGAUAAUAGCUAGCUGCAAAUCCUCCCACAUUUCCCCAGUGGAUCAACUCUGCUGCCCUCUCUGCCUUGGCAUGCUGAGACCCCCACUCCCUGGUGCCUUUCUCCCUCUCAGCUGGAAUUCCAUGUAGCAUGAUGGCCCUCGUUAUCCCAGGGGAGUCUGACCUGAUGGUGCAUCCGGUGAGGUGGUCUGUAAGUUCUAAGCAGACAGGCCUGGCUAAACAUUUUGUAAUUUUUAAUUGAGUUUUGAUAUCUGGCUUUAAGAAUCAAUGUGGAGACUAAGCUGAGAAGCAUGUCAGUUUCCAGAGUCUCCCUGAUCGGUGCCCCUUUCUCACUGAGCGCACUGGAGACCUCCGCUCAAUCCCAGCGCACUGUUCUGGGUUUACCCCUCUGUACACUUCCACUUCUGCUCUGUACACUCUUACCUUGGUGCUGCCCUUUUGGAGGAAGGGAGAAACAGGCUGCUAGAUUCUUAAAAUGGGGAAGCCACCCCUGAAAUAUGGAAGAGGACUCCACACAUGGCCUCUCCUCUUUCUCAUGUGCUCAUUGUUUCACUUCCAGAAGCACAAUGGAGAUGCAGAACCGUGCCUAAGGGACACUGAAUUGAAGGUGAAAUGUUUGCGUGAGAGGGCCUAAGGGGUGGGUAGCAGCAGCGAGCCCUGAAACCUGUCACUUCCUAGUCUCUCUCUCUGGUAGUUGCUAUAGUGCUGAAGUUUGUAUGGGCAAGAGGGUUUCUGGUCUCCUGUCCACAGAUCAAUGUACUUUACGAAAAAGGUUUCUGAGCUGUUCCAUCCCACUGGAUGAGCCAGCUAGCAGCAGGGCUGGGGAUAAUGGCGAACAUUCUGUUUAACCAACUUUCCUGUUCAUCUAAGGGCUUGUGGGAGACUUUGGAGGGGCGUGGCUGAAAGAAGAUGCAGUCAGCCUUGGGCACAGCAUAAAAGUGACAGCGAUGGGCUGCAGGGAAUUGAAAUCCUUGGUGAUGCUGAAACAUGUGAGCACAAGACCAGGGGGAAUGGAGAGAUGCACAUUCCCGAUUACUAAUACUCUGUUCUUAGAGCCAGUUGUCUGGGGAGGGGGGAAGUAACAAUGUGAAUAAACUUUUUAAUGGACCAAAUGAAAACACAGGAAACUUAAGUUUUUGGGCCUAAAACUUUUUUAAUGCUAACUUGACACUGUUGUCCCUAUCCUCCCCUUCUCCUGCCUGCCCCCCACUUUUUUUCCUUCUGACAUGAAAAACAGACAUCUUACUGCUUGAUUUCUGCCUUUUCUCUGACUUAUGCACUUUUUUGCCUUUUUUUCAUAGCUGAAAAAGCACCUAAACCUGUAUUUAAAAUAAAUAAGUAAAAUCUUAAAAAAAAAAAAAAAAAAAAGCUAAAUUUGCAUCAUUGUAACCAUUUCAUUAAUGUGUGUUUGUUUUUAAACAAACAAGUCUUACAUCUUAGCUUUCCAAGUUGCAUUUCAGUGCCAGGUUUAGAUCAUUUUUUUUAUUAUUAUUGGUGAGUUUUUUGUCUGUAUAUUUCUUCCGAUGGGCCUGAACACCCCCCAGAAAAUGAAAUGUAUUUGGCCUUUUUAACUGAACCAUUCAAUGGAACAAACCAACAAAUCCUCUUCUGGGUUUAUUCAAAUUUAAAAUAAAAAUAUAAUUUUUACCUGCUGA